UCCCAUUAAAUACUCUCAUUUAUAAUAAGAAACAAAUUCCUAGGAAUCAAAAAGAGAAACUUGAAGAACAAGGACAUUACAGUAAAACAAAAACAUUUCAAAUACUUAAACACAAUUCGUCCGUUGCCGCAACAUCACAAACCAACCAUUGUCUCUUCCUUUGUUCCCAUCCACCUCUCUUCUAAAUAAACCAUACUAGUAGUUUCCUUUUUGCAAAAUCAAUUCAUCAAACCUCAAAUAAUCACUUUUUUGUUUAAGUGAUUAUUUUAGUCCAUCUUUCAAAUGAGUUCAAGUUUAAGCGGAGGAACCAAUGCAUUGAAUUUCAAUGUAGUCAAAUCCUCUUCAUCCACAUUGACUUCACUUACUUCUUCUUCUAAUUCUCCUUCCUCAACUUUAGCUAUCUCCGAACCUAGCAAUAACAUAUCCCAAAGCGCAAUCCGAACCAAAAGACCCCGAACCAAUCGAAAGAGACCGAACCAAAAAUAUAACGAAGCCGCUGAAUUACUUUCCGAAGCGUAUCCGAACCUAUUUCGUAACCUAAAGAAAUUACAACCACCGUGCAAACUUACCAAACCGCUUAUAACAGAAUGUUAUAACAACGAUUUUUUUGAACCGUUGUUAUUGCCGUUCAGUGAUUUCGAUUAUGCAAACUCUUUUUUGAUUCAGAGUAAAAGCGCUUCUCAAACGGAGUUUUUCAGCGUUUCAGAGAAGCAGGUUUCGGAAGAGAUAGUGGUCAAUCCCGGUGAAGUACUGGAAUGCGAUUCUGGAGAGGGUUUCGAUUGUAAAUCGAUGUUGGAUGAUGAAACCGAGGAAGGGAUUGAUAGUAUUAUCGGGACUAGGGUUGAGGAUUCCGCCGGUAACAGCGGCGGAGAUAGAGAGGGAGGUUUGUGUUACGGCGGCGAGAGACUGAAUCCUUGGUUUGGAGGUUAUGGCAGGAGAUUCGGUGUGACGAGUGCUCUUCGCCGCGUCGGAGGUGUUAAUUUGAUGAAUUUUGCUAUGGUUGACGUACUUGAAAUCUCGAAGAUGCCGGUGGUGGCGAGUACUGUUCCGGCGACUGAGAAAAAGAAGCUGAGGAAGAAAGAAAUCGUGGAGCGUAGGAAUUCGAGUUUGGCUCUACCGCUGCGGUUGAAACUGAAUUACGAAGAUGUUCGGAGUUUGUGGUCGGCACGGGGUUCACCGUUUAGCCGGUGAUGUGUUCGGUUAUUACUAUGCCGGAGUAUGACGUCAUUGUUUGUUGGUACAUGGAAUUAAUUACUAUUACUAGGACUUCAGCACUUAAUUUCUUUGAUAAUUUACUUCAUUAAUAUUACUACUAGUAGUAUUUGUUUUGGUAUUAAUAAUAGGAAUAUAUUAUAGUUAGGAAUUGUUUAAAAUACAACAACGUGUUUACACAAAGGAUUGUACUUCUCCAAGGUGAUCAGACUCAAUUUAUUUCUAAUUUAUGCAACAAAAACGUGGUAAUUCUAAUUUAUGCAUGUUUCAUUGCUCAAUACAUAUAUAAUGAACAUGCUUAUAUAAUGAACGUGUUUACACA
This is a messenger RNA of Lathyrus oleraceus (garden pea), 1534 nucleotides long. RefSeq names its product protein CHLOROPLAST IMPORT APPARATUS 2. Lineage: Eukaryota; Viridiplantae; Streptophyta; Magnoliopsida; Fabales; Fabaceae. The record is from RefSeq and is a predicted model, not a curated record. Bases 283 to 1191 code for a protein of 302 amino acids. Gene Ontology annotation, cellular component: nucleus. The transcript has a single exon. Gene Ontology annotation, biological process: regulation of DNA-templated transcription.